UGGGAAACUCCUGGACGCGGGUGUGUGAGCCGCAGGAUGUGUCCCUGGUGGAAAUGUGUAGGGACAGGGCCGAGCCUGAAGUCCGGCUUGGAAGUAAGGGAUAAUCUCCUCCCUCGCCACAAUGAAGAUGUGUGUGUGUUUAAGUGCUCUGUGUCCCGAGAGACGGAGUGCAGCCGUGUGGGCAAGCAGUCCUUCAUCAUCACCCUGGGCUGCAACAGCGUCCUCAUCCAGUUUGCCACGCCGAAUGAUUUCUGUUCCUUCUACAACAUCCUGAAAACCUGCCGGGGCCACACCCUGGAGCGGUCCGUGUUCAGUGAGCGGACGGAGGAGUCCUCUGCUGUGCAGUACUUCCAGUUUUAUGGCUACCUGUCCCAGCAGCAGAACAUGAUGCAGGACUACGUGCGGACAGGCACCUACCAGCGUGCGAUCCUGCAGAACCACACUGACUUCAAGGACAAGAUUGUUCUUGAUGUUGGCUGUGGCUCUGGGAUCCUCUCGUUUUUUGCGGCCCAAGCUGGAGCAAGGAAGAUCUACGCAGUGGAGGCCAGCACCAUGGCCCAGCAUGCAGAGGUCUUGGUGAAGAGUAACAACCUCACCGACCGCAUCGUGGUCAUCCCUGGGAAGGUGGAGGAGGUCUCACUCCCCGAGCAGGUGGACAUCAUCAUCUCGGAGCCCAUGGGCUACAUGCUCUUCAACGAGCGCAUGCUGGAGAGCUACCUCCACGCCAAAAAGUAUCUGAAGCCCAGUGGAAACAUGUUCCCCACCAUUGGUGAUGUCCACCUCGCGCCGUUUACAGAUGAACAGCUCUACAUGGAGCAGUUCACCAAGGCCAACUUCUGGUACCAGCCAUCCUUCCAUGGAGUGGACCUGUCAGCCCUCCGAGGUGCCGCUGUGGAUGAGUAUUUCCGGCAGCCUGUGGUGGACACAUUUGACAUCCGGAUCCUGAUGGCCAAGUCUGUCAAGUACACAGUGAACUUUUUAGAAGCCAAAGAAGGAGAUUUGCACAGGUACUGGCACCGGCACCCCAUCCUCCCAGGCCUGGCUCAUGCCGCUGUUCAGUUGGAGUUCUCUGCCCCAGGGCAGGUGGGCAGGGGCACCAGGACUCUGCACCUGGCCACCCACUUCUCUCCCAGCAGCCCGUUUGGCUUCCCCAGCAACCACUGCCCUUUGCCUUCCAGGAUAGAAAUCCCAUUCAAAUUCCACAUGCUGCAUUCAGGGCUGGUUCACGGUCUGGCUUUCUGGUUUGACGUUGCUUUCAUCGGCUCCAUAAUGACCGUGUGGCUGUCCACAGCCCCAACGGAGCCCCUGACCCACUGGUACCAGGUACGGUGCCUGUUCCAGUCACCACUGUUCGCCAAGGCCGGGGACACGCUCUCAGGGACAUGUCUGCUUAUUGCCAACAAAAGACAGAGCUACGACAUCAGUAUUGUGGCCCAGGUAGACCAGACGGGCUCCAAAUCCAGUAACCUCCUGGAUCUGAAAAACCCCUUCUUCAGAUACACAGGCACAACGCCCUCGCCCCCACCUGGCUCCCACUACACGUCUCCCUCAGAGAACAUGUGGAACACGGGCAGCACCUACAACCUCAGCAGUGGGAUGGCCGUGGCUGGGAUGCCGACUGCCUAUGACCUGAGCAGUGUUAUUGCUGGUGGUUCCAGCGUGGGCCACAACAACCUGAUUCCUUUAGCCAACACGGGGAUUGUCAAUCACACCCACUCCCGGAUGGGCUCCAUAAUGAGCACGGGGAUUGUCCAAGGGUCCUCUGGCACCCAGGGCAGCAGCGGCGGUGGCUCAAGCGCCCACUACGCAGUCAACAGCCAGUUCACCAUGGGUGGCCCCGCCAUCUCAAUGGCCUCACCCAUGUCCAUCCCUACCAACACCAUGCACUACGGGAGCUAGGCGCCUCCAGGCAUCAUCGAACGGACUGACAGCACCAGGAAACCAAAUGAAGACCUGCCCACCCCUCUGUGCUGGGGGGCUCUCCCCCCUGUACUGGAGAAGCCCGAACCCGGUCACAGCCCUCUUUGCUAUGGGAACUUGGACACUUUUUUACACAAUGUUGCUGCCGCCCCACCCCUCAGCCCCCACAUCUUGGCCCUGGGCGUGUGUCGCUGCCAUAUUU
This is a messenger RNA of Trichechus manatus latirostris (Florida manatee), 2122 nucleotides long. RefSeq names its product coactivator associated arginine methyltransferase 1 (gene CARM1). Lineage: Eukaryota; Metazoa; Chordata; Mammalia; Sirenia; Trichechidae. The coding region runs from base 37 to 1899 and encodes 620 amino acids. The record is from RefSeq and is a predicted model, not a curated record. Gene Ontology annotation, biological process: peptidyl-arginine methylation. The transcript is spliced from 15 exons. Gene Ontology annotation, molecular function: protein-arginine N-methyltransferase activity.